Molecule: messenger RNA, 1612 nt
Organism: Camellia sinensis
Lineage: Eukaryota; Viridiplantae; Streptophyta; Magnoliopsida; Ericales; Theaceae
Source: RefSeq, a predicted model, not a curated record
UCUCAAAUCUCUCUCUCUCUCUCUCUAAAACCUUUUGAAGAGUUGUGAUUGAUUCUGUGGAAACUUGUGUAAAUCUGAAAUUGCUUGUUUUAGUAAUUGUGCUUCAUCUAUGGGGUACUAUUACUACUACUAUUAUGUGGUGUUAAUGAUGAUGGUGGUGUGGGGAUCGCAGAGCUGCGAUGGAUUCGGUACGUUCGGGUUCAAUAUACACCACAGGUACUCCGAUCCAGUCAAGGGAAUUCUCGACCUCCGUGGUUUGCCGGAGAAAGGCAGCCUCGAUUACUACGCCGCCAUGGCCCACCGUGAUCUCCUCUUUCACGGCCGCAAGCUCGCCGCCGCCACUUCUGCUCCUCUUACUUUCCUCGCCGGCAACGAUACUUACCAACUCAAUGCUCUCGGACAUUUGUUUUAUGCGAAUGUUUCUGUGGCAUCACCGAGCUUAUCGUUUCUUGUGGCACUUGACACCGGAAGCGACCUGUUUUGGUUACCAUGUGAUUGCACCCAAUGCGUACGUGGCUUGAAGUCAACAUCUGGACAAGUAAUUGACUUUAAUAUUUACAGCCCUAGUAAUUCAACGACAAGCACAAAAGUUUCCUGCAACAGUACCUUUUGUGGAAAAUGCUCAUCAACAAGCAAUACAUGUGCUUAUCAAGUUGAAUAUCUUUCUAAUAAUACUUCAUCUUCUGGGCUCUUGGUAGAGGAUGUUUUGCACUUAACUACAGAUGACAGUCAAUUAAAAGCUGUUGAUGCACAAAUUACAUUUGGCUGUGGCAUGGUUCAAACUGGUUCAUUUUUGGAUGGUGCAGCUCCUAACGGUCUAUUUGGGCUUGGUAUGAAUAAUAUAUCUGUUCCUAGCAUUUUAGCUAAUCAAGGGCUUGCUGCAAAUUCCUUUUCUAUGUGUUUUGGACCUGAUGGAAUUGGGAGAAUUAGUUUUGGAGAUAAAGGCAGCUCAGAACAAGGAGAAACACCAUUCAAUCUUGGUCAAUCACAUCCAACUUAUAACAUUAGCAUAACACAAAUUACCGUGGACAAGAAUGUCACUGAUCUUAGUUUCACUGCAAUCUUUGACUCUGGUACCUCAUUCACAUACUUAAACGACCCAGCUUAUUCAGUUAUCACCGAGGGUUUCAAUUCCCAGGCCAAAGAGAAACGGCAUCCACCUGAUUCCCAGAUCCCUUUUGAAUAUUGCUAUGAUUUAAGUGCAAAUCAGACAACCUUUGAGACUGCAUCAUUGAAUUUAACCAUGAAAGGUGGAAAACAAUUCCCCGUGAUUAAUCCAAUAGAAAUAAUUGAUAUGCAGGGUCAAGGAUACAUAUAUUGCUUAGCUGUUGUCAAAAGUGGGGAUAUAAAUAUCAUUGGGCAAAACUUCAUGACCGGAUACCGUAUCAUCUUUGAUCGCGAAAGGAUGGUUCUGGGCUGGGAGUCAUCCAAUUGUUAUGAUGCUAACAACUAGGGUUGUGCAAAAUACUCCCAAUCUACUAAAACCGCACCGAUCCGCAUCAAUCCGCACCGCUCUAUCCGCCAACCGCAGAUUGAACUUUAAAAUUUAUAAUUUGCCUUUCAAACCGUUCCAUUCCGCUAUAGUUAAUACAUAUAUCUUUUUAACCUCCAA